AUGACCUCGUCUACUGACUCGUCCGAGUACGGAUCCUCCUCAGAGGAGACCGAGUCCUCGGUUAGCCUAUCACCGGCCAAGAGGUCGAAGCCUCGCAAGUCCGUGAGGAAGGCCAAGAAGGGCAAGAGCCACAAGGCCAAGAAGGCCAAGUCUAGCAAGCAUGCUAAGACUGCCAAGACCAAGAAAUCCAAGCGGAAGAAGGAGAAGAAGUCUCGCAAGGAACAAACCACUGAUCCGGGUGGUGAUGGCUCCCGAAAGGAAAAGACCACCGGCUGGGGUGGGGACGAUUCCUGGUCGGCUUGGACUUCAGCCUCUUGGGGACAGCGUGGUUCGGGCGGGUCCCGUGGCUGGAAGUCAGAAAAAAAAAGAUGCCGCCCGUGGCUGGAAGUCAGGAGAAACAGAUGCCGCGGAUUCGAGAGCUGUUGGAGUCCCGGCUCUUGGCAAGGGUGGAAGCAGAAGCAGGGCUGGCCAAAGCCUGCGGCUAAGGCACAGAUCCAGCACCCUGGUGCUGGCUGGGGGGAUGAUCGAAAACGUCGCUGGGGGCAGGAUCCUGCCCCAGACGCCUGGACGGAUUACUGGCAGAUCGCCCGGCAAAACAAUGAGAAUGAUGAGUGGCGAGUGCAGUGCCCGGCAGGGGCUCGAGACGAGGGGAUUGUGCCAGUUCUCCUCACCCCCGAUGAAAAGGAGAUCGCUAGGUUCGUGGCGAAGGCUGGGGUCACUUGGUUCAGGGCCCCGGAGCAACAUGUCCGGUUGGAUGCCGGCACCGCUGAGCAGUUGCAAAUUUCCUGCCGAGAUGCAGGGGUAGCUGUUGGGCCGGAUGCGGCAGUGGCCAGGUCGGACUUGACCUACAUCCUAGGUCAGGACUUUGAAGUUGCAGUCCAUGUGGUGCUUUCGGCUCCGGUUGGAUUGCUGCCCAUCUUUGACCCCAUUAAGGCUAUUUUUCCUGAGGAGCUGGGGGCUAAAAGGACUUCCCGGAACGGGGAUCGUCGUGAAGAGGCUUUGAGGAAAGUUCGGAAGCUGGUGCUGGAUUUUGCCACCUUCUUUGACAUUGCUGAUCUCAUGGCUGAAGAUGAGGAAGGCGCUGACUCACUGGAAGCAGUGUUGGCUCCGAAAUCACCCCUAACGAUUUUGAAGCAUGUUGGCCCUGCCAGAACAUUCUGCGAGUGGUUGGUGAAGACAUCCCACUUGCCACCCUUCACGGAGCGUAUGUUGUGGUUUUUUGUGCAGUGUGUUCGCAAGAUGCAGAGGACUGCAGCUACUACGUUGGAUACCUCUUUGAAGGCGAUUAAAUGGUCCUACUACUCGUUGGGCUUAAAAGUCGCGUUGGAGGUCUUUGCUAGUCCAAGGCUGAGAGGAGCUAUUGCUCAGCAGUUGAGUUCCAAAAGCCCCUGGGAUCCGGCACCUCCGUUGCGGGUGUCGGAAGUGUUGCAGCUUCAUUCGAUUGCUGAGGACGAGUCGGUGUCCAUGAUUGAUAGAUGUGGGGCUGUGCAUUUCUUGGCUAUGUUGUAUGGUAGAGCAAGGUGCUCUGACUGUCGUUGCAUUCACUCCCUCGUGAUUGACAAGAACUCGCAGGGUUCAUGGGAUGAAUCUUUCAUCGAGUUGUCGACAGUGCAUCACAAGACUGCUCGACUGGAUGCCCAGCGUCGGCGACUCUUACCUAUUGUGAUUCCGGGUUUUGGUAUUGCUAGCAAGCCCUUCGGCGAGAUUUUCUGCUCUGUGAGAGCCAGUGCAGGUUUGCCCAUGGAGAUACUUGACGAGCCUUUCUUGCCGGCACCCUCCCCGACAGGCGAAUGGACUAAGGAGCCGUUGGAUUCUAGCGAAAUCACGAGGUGGCUUCGCUACCUUUUGCCUAGGCCGUCUGGCGAGAAGCCUCUUUCAAGUCACUCGCUCAAGGUGACACCAUUGUCGUGGUUCAGCAAGUUUGGAGGACCUCGGGAGGUUAAGCGGGUACUUGGCCACCAUUCUGAUGCUGCCACGGGCUCGGAUGCGGUGCAUGGCAGGGACGUCCAAAGUCCCGCCCUUCGUGAGUUUUCGGUGAUGCUCAGUGCUGUUCGAAGUCAAAAAUUUGAUCCAGAUAGCACCCGCAGUGGCAUGUUCCUUUCCGGCUGGACCAGGGAGUCCAUUAUCAAGGCUGCCGCUCUCCCGGUAGAGGCAGAAGCACAGGACAGCGAUGAUGGUUUGUUUGGAUACUGCACUGAAUGUAGUGUCGGAUGUAUCCGAUUCUGA
Messenger RNA from Symbiodinium sp. CCMP2456, 2226 nucleotides. Lineage: Eukaryota; Dinophyceae; Suessiales; Symbiodiniaceae. The record is from the annotation of a GenBank genome assembly.